AUGGCUCGAACCCGUUCCAAUCCCAUCAAGAAGGGGGAGGAACUAAAGCUUGAGUUCCCUCGUCGUCGUCGUUCCCCUUCUAAAAAGUCUGCCUCCCCAAUGGAGGACCAUCCCAUCCAGUCCCUUGAGACUGAAGAGUCUAAUGGUGAGUGUUCUCACCCCGAUAUCCAGGUCGUGAUUACCCUGGCGCGGGCUAUCAUUCCUUCACCUGGUGAUGACGCUAUGGUCGUCGAUGAAGUCGGGCCUGGCCUCGAUGCCAUGCAGACUGAUGAUGCCACUGCGCCAUCACCAGUGCGUUCGGUCCAUUUUGCGUCCGAAAUGGACGUUGACUAUCCUGUGGUUUCUGCUCCCAUCUACACUCCUAUUCCCGCUCUUGCCCCUGCUCCUGCCUCUCGUGGAACUGCCUGGGUUACCUGGAUCAUCUCAUUCUUCAAUUUUUUACCGGAUGUGCCCGCCAUGGGCAAUAUGGACCUCCUUCAGGAAUUGACAAACCUCGCCACAGCAGGCUGGCUACCUAGGACCCUCACCCGCGGAACUGACGGCCCACCGGACAGCCCCCGCCGCCACCGACGACGCCAUCGCCGCCGACGCAGCUCCUCUCAACGCCGAUCAAGCUCGCCUGGAUCUUCAACCGACUCCCCACCCCGUGCGCAGGUGCUCGCCCCACAGAAUGCGACACCCAUUCGCCGGGGACCUCGUUCAUACGCGGCAAUUUCCAAUCGUCGUCGAAUAGAGGCCAUAGGCUCUAUGAAGUCAACCUUGUUCCGUGUUUCAGACCUCGUGCCUCCGGACCAAGCCAACGAGGAAAACAAGGCGAACUCCACCAAUACUGAUGAUCGCCGUACUGAUAGGGUCGCCGAUACUGAUGAUACUCGUGUGGACACGGUCCAAAUGGCCACUGAUACCACUGAAACCACCAACCCAGCCGGGGCUGUCAACCAAGCCGGGCAUACCAACCAAGCCAGCGAUACCAACCAAGGUGAUGUUGACAACCAGCCGGGUAGCUGGAGCCGAUGGAUCUUCAACAGUGUCUCGCGACGUUGGACAGCGAUUCGUGGUCGUGUUGCUCCGCAUGGUAACGAAACAAAGGAAGCCGCCAUUACUGAAACACAGAGGAGUACUGGAACCGAGACUAAAAUUGAUACGGGCUCUGAUGCACCAAGCACUACCCCCGAAACACCGGCUACUGAUACCGUGGAAGCGUCAAUGAUGCCUGUUGUCUUGACAGGACCUUCGAGUACAGGUCACCCACCUAAGCCCCCCUUUGCGCACCUUUUACGACCCCGCGCACCAUCUAAAUACCGCGUGGCAAGCAACAAAGCCCGAAAGAGAGCUGCGGAGGCCUAUGCAAAGGAGCUCGCCGCCAAGGAGGCUGCCCGGGAUGCCGCCGCCAAAGAGGCCGCUGCCAAAAAGGCGGCUGCGAAAAAGGCGGCUGCUGAAAAGGCGGCUGCUGAAAAGGCCGAUUCUCCCCAAAACCAAGAGGACCGUGAUAAGAGAACCCUCGAAAAACUUGGCUCUGAAUUACGGAGUGGAAAGCAGAUCCCGGAACCCAAUGCCCCGCCUCUUACUGACGAGGAGUGCCUGGAGCUCAUGCUUGCGCAAGAGCAGAAAAUACUGGAUGCCAAAAAGGAUAAAAAGCCCCCUUCCCCUCAAAGCAUACCUGGCCCAUCAGGUGGUGGGUAUGGCCUCGAUGAAUCCUUCUUUAUCGAUUGCGAUUCCGAUGAGGGUGAUUUUGCCGAGGCCCAGUAUGAGCUUGAGACAAGGAUAAGCAAGAAGAGAAAGCUCAAGGAAGAGAACAAGAGCCCCAACAAGCGCCGCAAACAUGUCAUCACAACCUCUAGGGCCCCAACGAAGCUCAACCGCCGAAUUGCCGCCGAUAAGUUCCAGCCCAAGAUUGAUCUUUCACCCAUUGGCUCUGAGGGGGACCCAGAGACUCCCAAGAAAGAUGAGCGGCCAACGGGCCCAUCUCGGCCGGUCACUGGCUCUGAGCUCAAAGGUGGACCAAAACCUCCCAAGAACGAUAAGCAGCCGAGUGGCUCGUCUCUGCCGGUGUCUGAUUCUGAGCUCCGAGGUGGACCGAAUAUCCCAGGGACGACAAACAGCCGACUGGCCCAUCUCGCCCGGUCACUAACCCCCCGUGGAACAUUCAGUGUGCCUGGAUGGUUCUCAUCACCCUCGUCUGCGGGGGCCCCUUCCUCGGCCGAAAAGGGUCCGGCUCCUGCAUCCACAAAACCCCAUGCAGACCCAUCCAGCACGCCUGGUCCCUCUAUCCUCAAAAAGCCAUCGUCUACCGCGGCAACCUCGACACCUAAUGACGACAUUUCCCCGGUCAGUCGAGCCCGCAACAAGGCCGAAGUCUUCAAACCUAAGACUCCCAGCCGCCUUCGCGAAACUACUCCGAGCGUUCGCGAGUCCCCUGUCCGCAGUGCAACUCAAAUGAAUGAAUCCUUCCCAAAUGCGGAAUGGGUCGAUACAAGCGCGCAAGACUGGUUGGUCGAAAUAUGUCCGAACGGAAAUUUCAAGAAGCUUCCAUGGCCUGAGCCGGACGAGGUUGGGGAGGAUGAAGCGGCUGCACAGAGUUGGGUCAACUUGGCAGUCAAGAAAGAUGAGACGAUUACCCAGGCGGCAAUCAACUGGUAUAGCGACGACUAUGUUAAGUUGUAA
Messenger RNA from Penicillium chermesinum, 2664 nucleotides. RefSeq lists its product as uncharacterized. The transcript has 5 exons. NCBI's taxonomy places the organism in Eukaryota, Fungi, Ascomycota, Eurotiomycetes, Eurotiales, Aspergillaceae. Bases 1 to 2664 code for a protein of 887 amino acids. The record is from RefSeq and is a predicted model, not a curated record.